UUUUCGGCCAUAGUUGUGUUUUGCUGUUAAGGUAACCCAUCCUCUUAUAUCUUUGCCAUCCGAGAGUGUUAUUUAAAUUUUCCACUUACCAGACAGGAACCAAACAUGGCUCGUAACACUGAAAUGGCGGUAGGACUCCACAAGGGUCAUAAAACCACAAAGACAGUCCAGAAACCUAAACCAUCCAGAAGAAAAGGGGUAGGUAACAAAAGGGUGAAAUUCAUCCGUGAUCUUGUGAGGGAAGUUGUUGGAUUUGCUCCUUAUGAGAAACGGUGUAUGGAGUUGCUCAGAAUUGGCAAGGACAAAAGGGCUUUGAAAUUUGUCAAAAAGAGGCUUGGAACUCACACUCGUGGAAAGAAGAAGCGUGAAGAAAUGCAGGUUGUCAUUGCUGCAAUGAGAAAACAAGCUCAACACUAAUACCAUUGUUAAUAAAAAUCCCUUUUCUCUGAA
Messenger RNA from Orbicella faveolata, 450 nucleotides. Its product is annotated as large ribosomal subunit protein eL36-like. Gene Ontology annotation, molecular function: structural constituent of ribosome. Gene Ontology annotation, cellular component: ribosome. The record is from RefSeq and is a predicted model, not a curated record. NCBI's taxonomy places the organism in Eukaryota, Metazoa, Cnidaria, Anthozoa, Scleractinia, Merulinidae. Gene Ontology annotation, biological process: translation.